AUGGAUCGAAUUUUCUCAGGCUGGAAAGACAAAAUGAAUAGAACAGAAGAUCGUGAAAUGUACUACGAGUAUCCGGGAAAAGAAAUCAUAAGAGAGGAAUUCAAUCUUCCGAAAGACUUUGAAUUUCCGAAGCGAAAAAUGGACGCGCAUCAGAUGGGAUAUUAUGUCAGCUUUCAGAUGUUUGCUAGGUGGUUGGCGAAGAAUGAUCAUUACAAGACAAAUAUUCAUUGGAAUACAGUUCAGAGCUCCUGUGACAUCUGCGCCUUCGAUUUCGAUUUUAUUGGGCUCAUCUCUCAAAUGGAUCAAGAUAUGCCUCGCUUGAUGGAAAAGCUCAAAGUGCAAAGCCCCACGUAUGAUGAAAUUCAACAAGGAUUUCAGUCGGCAAAUGCUCAUUCGACAAAACACUCGAAAUUGAGGAUAGAUGAAGAGUUUGGGAAGCUGACGGAUAUUGAGAGGGCGAAACUAGUGGAGAUAUACAUUGAGGAUUAUGCUGCUUUUGGCUUGCCCAUUCCUGACUUUGCUAAAUAA
Molecule: messenger RNA, 528 nt
Organism: Oikopleura dioica
Lineage: Eukaryota; Metazoa; Chordata; Appendicularia; Copelata; Oikopleuridae
Source: the annotation of a GenBank genome assembly